Salvia hispanica is the source of this 1536-nucleotide messenger RNA. RefSeq names its product beta vacuolar processing enzyme (gene BETA-VPE). The record is from RefSeq and is a predicted model, not a curated record. Gene Ontology annotation, biological process: vacuolar protein processing. Gene Ontology annotation, molecular function: cysteine-type endopeptidase activity. Lineage: Eukaryota; Viridiplantae; Streptophyta; Magnoliopsida; Lamiales; Lamiaceae.
GCCACUUCAUUUGUGCAUUUCUGGAUGGCUCUUACUCGGAUUUUUGUGCUCUUCAUGUUUAUCGCGGCGGUGGUGGCAAGGCGGCAGAGUGUGUGGGAUCCCAUUAUCCGGCUGCCCACGGAGGAGAAUGCCACCAGGUGGGCGGUGCUUGUGGCCGGUUCUAAUGGCUUUGGAAAUUAUCGCCAUCAGGCAGACGUUUGCCAUGCAUACCAAAUACUCAAAAAAGGAGGCAUCAACGAUGAGAACAUUAUAGUUUUCAUGUAUGAUGACAUCGCAAUGAAUGAUCUAAAUCCUCGAAAAGGAGUUUUGAUCAAUCACCCAACAGGCGAGGACGUCUAUGCUGGUGUUCCAAAGGACUAUACUGGUGAGCAAGUCACAACGGAGAAUUUCUAUGCUGUGAUCCUAGGCAACACAAGUGCUUUAACAGGUGGAAGUGGUAAAGUUGUCGACAGUAAACCAGGAGACACGAUAUUUGUUUACUAUUCCGACCAUGGUGGCCCUGGAGUGCUUGGGAUGCCGAAUAUGCCACAUCUGUAUGGAAAAGAUUUCAUUGACGUUCUAAAGAAGAAGCAUGAAUCUGGCACCUACAAAGAAAUGGUGGUAUAUAUUGAAGCAUGUGAGAGUGGAAGUGUAUUCGAAGGUAUGAUGCCGGAUGAUCUGGACGUCUAUGUGACCACAGCAUCAAAUGCUGAAGAAAGUAGCUGGGGAACUUACUGUCCUGGGAUGGAUCCCCCGCCACCUCCCGAGUACAUGACGUGUUUGGGAGAUUUGUAUAGCGUUGCUUGGAUGGAAGACAGCGAGUCCCACAACCUCAAACGAGAAACAGUACAGCAACAAUACGACCAGGUCAAGGAACGAACGUCUAACUACAACACAUACAAUGCUGGAUCUCAUGUUAUGGAAUACGGGAACAAAAGCAUCAAAUCUGAGAAGCUGUAUCUCUUCCAAGGAUUUGACCCUGCGACUGAGAACCUUCCACCGAAUCAAUUCAAUGCCAAAGCUAACAUGGGUGUUAUCAACCAGAGGGAUGCCGAUAUCCUCUCUCUGUGGGAAAUGUACAACAGGCUGGAUGAUGGUACAGAAAAGAAGGCACAACUGCUAAAGCAGAUUACGAGCACGAUGCUGCACCGGAAGCAUCUUGAUGGUAGCUUGGACAUUAUCGGCAUUGUCUUAUUCGGCCCAGCAAAGGCUCCUACUGUCCUUAAAUCAAGAAGAGGAGGUGGUUUGCCCCUCGUGGAUGACUGGGACUGUUUGAAAUCAAUGGUUCGUGUAUUCGAAGCUCAGUGUGGCCCAUUGGCGCAGUAUGGGAUGAAACACAUGCGGUCAUUUGCGAAUAUUUGCAAUGCUGGGGUUUCCGUAAGCAGAAUGGAGGCAGCAUGUAUGGCGGCUUGUGGUGCUACAUCGACCCCUCUGCUGCCUGCUGCAUAAAUAUGUACGAAUUGUGGAAGUUACAGAUUUUGUGCAAUGUGGUGUGUUUAGAUUGUGUUUGUUGCAUGAUACAGGAUGAUGAUCAAUGAAUAACAUAAUUUAUAGAUA